Messenger RNA from Gastrolobium bilobum, 5318 nucleotides. Its product is annotated as transcriptional elongation regulator MINIYO. The record is from RefSeq and is a predicted model, not a curated record. NCBI's taxonomy places the organism in Eukaryota, Viridiplantae, Streptophyta, Magnoliopsida, Fabales, Fabaceae. Bases 1 to 4785 code for a protein of 1594 amino acids. The transcript is spliced from 10 exons.
AUGGAGAAACAAAGGGGCAAAGGAGUGGAACCCAACAAGGUUAAGGUAUUGACCACAAACUCACUCCAAAUAAACGAAGAUGAUGCCUCUCGCUUGGUUGGUUCCAUCGUCGAAAAGGGUAUCUCUGAUUCUCUUAACAACACCACUCUCUUCCACCCACUUCCCAAACCCACUGUCCUUCCUUUCCCUGUUGCACGCCAUCGUUCCCAUGGCCCUCAUUGGCGUCCGUUGAGGAGUAAAGGGGGUGGUGAUGAUGAUGAUGAUAGUGACUAUAAUGUUGAUGAUGAAGGAGAUAAAGAUUUCAUGGAAUUUGAAAAAAUUGCAUCCUUUGCCAAUCCAGUACAAAGGAGGAGGAAAAAGGGUUUGGAUUUUAGAAAGUGGAAAGAGAUUACUCAGGAUGAUAAUUCUUCCUUGGGAAAGCAAUUAGAAGAGGAUGUGUCAAGCUUUGGUGGAACUGCACGGAAAAAGAAGGAUGAGAAAGGUGGUAAGAAUGCAGACAAGAAAAUCUCAUCUUCUGCUGAUGAUAGUGUCUUUGCUUCUAUGAAAAUGGAUGCUAAGCUGCAGUUAGAUAACUCACAUGGAGGAUUUAUCAAUUCAGUCACUCCCAUGGAACUAGAUACGCCAAAUAAGGUAGAUCUUCAGGAAAAAGUUAAAGAUGCCAGAAUAUAUGAUGACAAGGAAGAAAAUGUAACUGCGCCUAAGUGGGACCAAAUUUGCUCUGAUAGAGUGCCUGAUUACAAUUUUGGUUCUCUAGAUGUGCUAAGGCCAGAGCAAAAUCAUUUGACUUCAAGCAUACUUUCUUGUUCUAGUUCCAAUAACAUCAGAAGUGAUCAAGAGUCCGUGUCUCUUGAGAGUGAGAUUGAUGCAGAGAAUCGAGCUCGGAUCAAGAAAAUGUCAGCUGAGGAGAUUGCGGAAGCCCAGGCUGAAAUAAUGGAGAAAAUAAGCCCUACAUUACUAAAAUUACUACAGAAGAGGGCACAGGAGAAAUUGAAGAAACAAAGUAGUUUUAAAUCAGAAGUGGGUACUGACUCUGAAUCUGUGAAUCGACAUCUUCAGAGUACUGAAGAUACUAAAAGUCUGCAUAUAGAGGAUGACAUCUUGCAUCCAGUGAUGGCAACAGAAUCCAAAAAAAUGCUAGGUGAUGAGAAAAUUAGCACAAAAACUUCAUCCACUGCAAGCAGCAGCUCAUGGAAUGCUUGGAGCAAUAGAGUUGAGGCCGUUAGGGAGUUACGAUUUUCUUUGGCUGGGGAUGUUGUUGAUACUGAGCGGGUAUCUGUGUAUGAUAAUGUCACUGAACGUGACUAUUUGCGGACUGAGGGAGAUCCUGGUGCAGCUGGUUAUACAAUUAAAGAAGCAGUGGCACUCACUAGAAGUGUGAUUCCUGGACAAAGGGCCCUUGCAUUGCAUCUCCUUUCAUCUGUGCUUGAUAAGGCAUUACACUCUAUUUGCGAAGACAGAACUGGGUAUAUGGCGAAAAGUGAGAACAAAGUCGACUGGGAGGCUGUUUGGGCUUUUGCACUUGGUCCAGAACCUGAGCUUGUAUUGUCACUCAGGAUAUGUCUUGAUGAUAACCACAGUUCUGUAGUUCUGGCCUGUGCAAAGGCUGUACAAUGUGUAUUGAGUUGUGAUGUUAAUGAGAACUACUUCGAUAUCUUGGAGAAGAUAGCAACUUGUGACAUGGAUAUUUGCACAGCUCCAGUUUUUAGGAGCAGACCAGAUAUUAAUGUUGGAUUCCUUCAGGGCGGGUUCUGGAAGUACAGUGCAAAACCUUCUAAUAUUCUUCCUUUCAGCGAGGAUUCUAUGGACAGUGAAACUGAAGGGAAACAUACAAUUCAGGAUGAUGUAGUGAUUGCUGGACAAGAUUUUACUGUUGGUCUAGUUCGCAUGGGAAUCCUUCCAAGACUUAAUUAUCUUUUGGAGACAGAUCCUACCGCAGCUUUGGAAGAAUGUAUUAUUUCUAUACUGAUUGCCAUUGUGAGGCAUUCACCCUCAUGUGCUAAUGCAGUACUGAAGUGCCAAGGACUUAUUCAAACGAUUGUGCACAAGUUUACUGUUGACAAUUUAGAAACUCGAUCUUCUAUGAUAAAAUCUGUAAUCCUCUUGAAGGUCUUAGCUCGGUCGGAUCGGAAAACUUGUUUAGAGUUUAUAAAGAAUGGGUAUUUUCAAACUAUGACAUGGAGUUUGUAUCGAUAUCCUCCUUCCAUUGACCACUGGCUAAACUCAGGGAAGGAAAAAUGUAAACUUGGGUCAGCUCUGAUUGUUGAACAAUUGCGUUUCUGGAGGGUCUGCGUUCAAUAUGGAUAUUGUGUGUCUUACUUCUCGGAAAUAUUCCCUACCUUGUGUUUUUGGUUGAAUCCACCUUCAUUUGAAAAACUCCUGGAAAACAAUGUUCUGUAUGAAUCUACUUCCAUCUCUAGGGAGGCAUAUCUUGUUCUUGAGUCUUUGGCUGGAAGACUUCCAAAUUUAUUUUCACAGCAGUGUCUAAACAAUGAACUUCCAGAGUCCAGUGGUGACACAGAGGUCUGGUCUUGGAGUUAUGUUGGUCCAAUGGUGGACUUAGCCAUAAAGUGGAUUGCAACCAGAAGUGAUCCAAGAGUAUCUAAUUUGUUUGAGGGACAGGAAGAAGGGAGAUGCGACUUUACUUUUCGAGAUCUUUCUGCAACUUCUUUGUUGUGGGUGUAUGCAGCUGCGACUCACAUGCUUUUCAGAGUGCUUGAAAGAGUGACAUUUGGGGAUACUAUCAGCCUACAGGAAACUGAUGGGCUAGUGCCAUGGCUUCCAGACUUUGUUCCUAAGAUUGGACUUGAGUUAACUAAAUAUUGGCUUUUGGGGUUUUCAGCUUCCUUUGGGACAAAAUGUGGAAGAGAUCCUGAAGGAGGUGAAUCUUUUAUGAAGGAACUAAUUUAUUUGAGGCAGAAGGGUGAUAUUGAAAUGUCAAUAGCUUCAACCUGUUGUCUAAAUGGAAUGGUCAAGAUUAUUACAACAAUUGAUAAUCUGAUACAGUCUGCCAAGACUGGCAACUGUAGUCUUCCAUGCCAUGAACAAAGUCCCUCAAAAGAAGCAAAAAUACUUGAGGAUGGCAUACUUAAUAGGUGUUUGACCGAAUUGAGGUCUAUGCUUAAUGUUUUCAUAUUUUCAGUAUCUUCAGGGUGGCACUACAUGCAGUCCAUUGAGAUAUUUGGCAGAGGAGGACCAGCUCCUGGAGCAGGAAUUGGCUGGGGUGCCUCUGGGGGAGGAUUUUGGUCAAAAAAAGUUUUAUUGGUGCAAACAGAUGCAAGAUUUCUCAUCCAUUUGCUGGAAAUUUUUCAAAAUGCAUCUAAAGAUGCUCCUAUAACAGAAGAAACAGCGUUCUCCAUGCAAAGGAUUAACACUGCCUUGGGAUUAUGUUUAACUGCAGGACCAAGGGAUAAGGAUGUUAUUGAAAAGACAUUGGAUCUCUUGUUUCAUGCCUCUGUUUUGAAGUACCUUGAUCUCUGUAUACAGAAUUUUCUACUUAAUAGGAGGGGUAAAAUCUUUAGGUGGCAACAUGAAGAAGAGGAUUACUUGCACUUCAGUAGAAUAUUAUCGUCUCAUUUUAGAAGCAGAUGGUUGUCUGUAAAGGUGAAGUUCAAAGCGGUGGAUGGCAAUAAUUCCUCUGGCCGUAAGACCUCUGCAAAGGUUAAUGCUUGUUUGGACACCAUAUAUGAGGACUCAGACAUGUCAUCGAUGACAAGUCCUUCCUAUUCGUCUUUAACAAUAGAAUGGGCUCAUCAGAAACUACCACUUCCAGUCCACUUUUACCUAAGUCCAAUUUCAACAAUUUCCCAUAGCAAGCGGGCUGGUCCUCAAAAAGUUGAUAGUGUACAUUAUCCCACUAAUUUGCUUGAAGUUGCCAAGUGUGGACUUUUCUUUGUUUUAGGUGUUGAAGCAAUGUCCAAUUUUCAAGCCACUGACAUUCCUUCUCCUAUUCAGUGUGUAUCAUUGACGUGGAAGUUACACUCCUUAUCUGUCAAUUUCCUUGUUGGAAUGGAAAUAAUUGAACAAGAUCAGGGCAGGGAAACCUUUGAAGCUUUGCAGGAUCUUUAUGGUGAGCUUCUUGACAAGGAAAGGUUUAACCGAAGUAAAGAAGUUAUUUCAGAUGAUAAAAAACAUCUUGAGUUUCUGAGAUUCCAAUCUGAGAUUCAUGAAAGUUACAUAAUAUUAAUUGAAGACCUUGUAGAGCAGUUUUCUGCUAUAUCUUAUGGUGAUAUAAUUUUUGGCCGGCAAGUUUCGCUUUACUUGCACCGUUGUGUUGAAACUUCCGUUCGACUUGCAGCCUGGAAUACAUUGUCUAAUGCUCGUGUUCUUGAGCUUUUGCCACCUUUAGAAAAAUGCUUUUCUGGAGCCGAAGGAUACCUUGAACCUACUGAGGAUGAUGAAGGGAUGUUGGCGGCUUAUACCAAGUCAUGGAUUUCUGAUGCCCUUGACAGGGCUGCGAUACGAGGAUCAAUUGCAUAUACUCUGGUUGUCCAUCAUCUUUCAGCCUUUAUAUUUCAUGCCUGUCCUGUGGAUAAGUUAUUGCUGCGGAACAGGCUUGCUAGGUCUCUCCUGCGAGAUUACGCUGGGAAACAGCGACAUGAGGGAAUGUUAUUGAACCUCAUCCACUAUAACAAACCACAAACAUCUGACACAGGUGAGCAACUGCAUGAAGAAAAGAGCUGGUUAGAUUCCAGGCUAAAAGUAUUGGUUGAGGCUUGUGAGGGAAAUUCCUCUCUUUUGACAGAAGUAAAUAAGUUAAAGUCUGUUGCAGAGAAGAGUUCAGUGUGAGGUGACCAUUAUAUAAGACACAAACAUUCGAGAUAUACAAAAAGCACAACAAAGGCCAUAUAGAUUCUGGGAAUGGAGUCUCAAAUGUAUUGACUGGAGUGUACAUGGGCACUAAUAUUUGUAUUCGUGGUGGGAAUGGAGUCUACUGUUUUGUCCAUCAAGAUUCCGGGAGCAAGUCCAAAGACAUGAAAUGUACAUAAUGAAAGGAUGAAAGGAUUGGAUUUUAAGAAAAUGAUCAAAAACACCCAUGAAUGGAAUUCUGGUAGAAGGUAAAUCAAGAUAUUACUCUCUUUGUUGGAACUUUGAAGUCAAAUGAUUGUUGGUAGAAUUUGUGCUUUACCAUAGAGUUUAUCACUGAUCAAUGAAAAGAGAAGCUCUCUGAACAAAAACAUCAACUUAGAAACGUUAAGUAUUGAUGAGAUUACAUGAAUUAGAAGCUGAGAGGGUAAUACUCCGUUGCUGGUCUUGAGUUUUUUAGGAUAAACUUUUUACUUCCUUUAUAAAAUUAAAGCUAACAGGUACAUAUGAUCUGG